Messenger RNA from Panicum virgatum (switchgrass), 3050 nucleotides. Its product is annotated as pentatricopeptide repeat-containing protein At1g03100, mitochondrial-like. The record is from RefSeq and is a predicted model, not a curated record. Gene Ontology annotation, molecular function: protein binding. NCBI's taxonomy places the organism in Eukaryota, Viridiplantae, Streptophyta, Magnoliopsida, Poales, Poaceae.
CCUUCCCGGGCCACCCGUUGGAGGCCCAUUCCAACUUGUGCUUCCACUGACCCACGAGACGCCGCCGGCGCUGGAGAGCUUCCUCAGCUCCUCGUCGCCGCCGCUCCGGUGCGCACUGCUGAACCCGCCCCGGCUCCCUCGGCUCGGUUCCCCCGCGCACCGCCACCCCCCCCCCCCCCCCACAAACCCGCGGCCGCGCGAGCAGUCCAGCGCCGUUCGUCCGCGCCUCCGCGAUCCGCGAGGCGCCCGCCCGUUCUCCACUAUCCAGGCCGCGUCUCCGACCCCGGCGCCGCCCCGGCCGGCCUACGCCCGGUGCCCUGUCGUUUCCCGCGUGGGACGCGCGGCGCCGGCACUCCGCGACGGUGAACGGCCACGGGCCACAGCGGCAUAGGAGCCAUCCCCAUUCCGUCGGCAGCGACUGGCAAAUGCUUCGUGCUGGAAGAAUUUGUUCAGGAUCUUAUGCACGCCUUGCUGUAUCCUCAUUACUGCUGGGUCCUCGAUGUUUGUUUGCUCGCAAAACCCCACACUGCUUGGACUGCGAGUGUCAUGGGACUAACCGAACAGGUGAUAAUAAUGCCAAAUUCUUGAGACCGCAGCUAAAUAUAGGUAGCCAUGGCGCUUGCUUUUCCACUAUUACCGAAACAGUUCUAGUCCAAGCUCGUGAUCCAUCUCAGCUAGCACUGGAGAUAGAGAAUGCAAUCGAUGAGCAGAGAUUUGCUGAUGCAUGGAGGGCUUAUGAGAAGCAUGUUCACAUGGAUGGACUUCCAAGAAAGUCCGUUUUGAGCAAGAUCAUCACUGGCUUGGCAGAGAGCUGUGAUGCUCACUGGCUUAACCAGUCCUACAAUGUGGUCAGCCAUGCAUUUGAAGAGAAGUAUGAAUUGUUGGAUAAGGAGCCCCUGAUUUACCUAUCUCUUACUCUUGCACGCAGUGCUCUGCCUAAUCUUGCUAUAAAUGUUGUGAGGAAGUUGGUAAAGAUGGAGGCAUACCCACCUGUUGCAGCAUGGUCGGCAGUUGUUGCUCAUAUGUGUCAAACCAACACUGGCUCAUUUCUAGCUGCAGACCUUGUAAUGGAGCUUGGUUACCUUUUCCAGAACAAUAGAGUUGAUCCGCGGAAGAAGAGCAACCGUCCUUUGCUAUCAAUGAAGCCCAAUUCACUUACAUUCAACAUUGUUCUGACUGCAUCCCUCUUGUUUGGUACUACAAGAAAAGCGGAGCAGCUUCUCGAACUAAUACCUCGGAUAGGGGUGAAGCCUGAAGUCAACUUAUUGAUUGUUAUGGCCCGCAUAUAUGAAAGGAAUGGGCACAGAGAUGAGAUUCAGAAAUUAAAGAGGCAUGUUGAUGAGGCCUAUGGUCUUAGCGAAUCAGAGUUCAGGCAGUUUUAUGAUUGCCUUCUCUCCUGUCAUUUGAAAUUUGGGGAUUUGGAUUCUGCAGUUGAUAUGGUGCUGGUUAUGCUAAGAAAGGGUAAGAAUGCAAAGCGAUCAUUGGAAGCAGCUAAAGCAGUUCUUGAAGCUGUUGAAAAUAGGAAACUUUAUUUGCCUUAUGAGAAAACUGAGGCUGACAUUUCAUGCUCUUCAGAGAAACCUAUAUCUAAUAGCCAAAUGCUAAGUUAUGUUUCAUUCUUCAAAGACAAUAGCUUUGCAAGACUUGAAUUGGAGGCAAGAGAAUUACUCAAGCUGUUAUCGGAUAAGCUACAGGAACAUGCUGGACUGGUGAAAUCUGAACAUGGUAUCCUCCAUCCAACUGAAACAAUGUACGCCAAGCUCGUUAAAGCUUUUCUGGAAGCAGAUAAGAUCAGUGCAUUGGCGUCGUUUCUCGUGAAAGCAAGCAAAGAAGAUUCUCCUGUGUCUGUUGAAAGGUCUUUUGUUGUUCAAGUGAUAAAUGUGUGCAUUUCUCUUGGGUUAUUAGAGCAAGCACAUGACCUUCUGGAUGAAAUGAGAUUCUCUGGAAUUAGAGUUGGUUCAUCCAUCUAUUCGUCACUCCUAAAAGCCUAUUGCAAAGAGGGCCAACAUGAAGAUGACAUAACUGCGCUUUUGAAGGAUGCUCAACAAGCUGGCAUUCAACUUGACACAAGCUGCUAUGAGGAUUUGAUACAAUCUAGGGUGAGUCAUCGUAACACCCCAGGUGCUCUCCAUCUUUUUAAAGAAUUGAAGAAUUCAAAUGUUUUGAAAUCUGGUCACAAGGAAUUUCAGACUUUAGUGCAAGGCUCUGAUGACAAUGAAGCUGUUUUGACGGCCAGGCUAGUGGAGGAAGUCAGAAGUGGUCAUAUGGUUGAUCAUGCUGUUCAUGACUGGAAUAAUGUCAUCCAUUUCUUCUGCAAGAAGAGAUUGAUGCAUGAUGCUCACAGUGCACUGAACAAGAUGCGAGCUUCUGGCCAUAUCCCAAAUGCACAAACUUUUCAUUCUUUAAUAGCUGCUUAUGCUGCCAUUGGUGGCAAAUAUGUGGAGGUGACAGACUUGUGGGGUGAAAUGAAAGUUCUGGCUGGUUCAAGCUCUAUGAAAUUUGAUCAGGAGCUCUUGGACUCUCUGUUGUAUUGCUUUGUAAGAGGUGGUUUCUUCCUUCGAGCCAUGGAAGUUAUAGAGAUGAUGGAAAAAAGUGAGAUGUUUAUUGACAAAUACAAGUACAAGUCCUUGUGGCUUAAAUACCACAGAACAUUGUACAAAGGUAAGGCUCCCAAGGUGCAAACAGAAGCACAACUAAAAAGGAGAGAAGCGGCGAUACAUUUCAAGAAAUGGAUAGGGUUGACAUGAGAGCAUAAGAUUCAAUACAUGCUCUGUGAUAUCUGAUCAUGAACUCUUUGAUUAUCUGCUGUAUGGAUGGAUCUUUACAAAUUCCUGUAAAUUGUAAUCGUGGAGUUUGUCAGAAGGUAACAUGAUUUUGUUUAGCAAUUUUGUGUAGUUUCUGCUAGAAGACUAGUAAUCAGAAACCAAACUAUGGCCCUGUUUGGAGAAAUAGCCAAGAGUUAUUUUGAGGGCUAAAGUUUAGCCCAAGAAAAUAACCAUCGAGUUGUUUGGAUCCAAGGGCUAUUUGACUCAUAAAGCACUUUCCAAUCA